UCCUUCCCCUUUCCUGAUUGGUUACGCGUGACGCAGAAUUUUGGCGCCAUAUUUCCAAACAGUGUCGCGGCUGCCUGUAGUCUGUCUCUUGACACAAAAUCUAAAAAUUCUCCCUUCCUGUCGUUUUCGUGACAUAUGAUCCACUUUGCCCCGUCGUUUUCGUGUCGAGGACUUUACGUCAGCGUCGUAUAUCGCCCUCCAGGAUGUUUGUCACGGACAUUCGGAAAGAAUUUUAUGAAGCUGUUGCCGACCAGAGAGUUGCGCUCCUGGUGGCGUCAGAUAUCGAUGCUCUUUGCGCCUGUAGGAUCCUUCAGGCCUUGUUCCAGUGCGACCAGGUUCAGUAUACCCUUAUACCAGUGGCGGGGUGGCAGGACCUUGGCACUGCCUUCCUCGAACACAAAGACCAAUUUAAAUACUUUGUCCUCAUCAACUGCGGCGCCAACGUUGACCUUCUUGAGUUGCUGCAGCCGGACGAUGACUCCAUCUUCUUCAUUUGUGACACUCACCGGCCUGUAGAUGUGGUUAAUGUCUACAAUGACACUCAGAUAAAAUUGCUGAUAAAACAAGACGAUGACUUGGGCGUGCCAUCCUAUGAUGAAAUAUUUCGAGAUGAUGAUGAGGAUGAAGAGGGAGGAGACUCUGGAAAUGAAAGCGACGAAGGCACAGAGCCAUCUGGCAAGCGAAGGAGAUUUGAUGAAGGGUCAGUCGAGAGGAGAAUCGAGAGACAACGUGAGAAGAGGGAGUGGGAAGCACGAAGGAGGGAAAUCCUGUUUGAUUACGAGCAGUAUGAAUAUCAUGGAACAUCUGCAGCCAUGAUGUUUUUCGAGCUUGCCUGGGUGUUGACUAAAGACACUAAAGACAUGCUCUGGUGGGCUAUCAUCGGGCUGACUGAUCAGUGGGUUCACGAUAAAGUCACACAUAUGAAGUAUGUCACCGACAUCGCCACCAUGCAGCGGCACGUCUCCCGACAUAACCAUCGAAACGAGGAUGAGGAAAACUCGCUUUCCAUUGACUGCAUGAGGAUCUCCUUUGAGUAUGACCUUCGUCUGACCCUUUACCAGCACUGGUCUCUGUACGAGAGCAUCAGUAACUCAUGUUACACCUGUUGCCACUUCAAGCUAUGGACAUUAAACGGCCAGAAGAAACUACAGGAGUUCCUGGCUGACAUGGGGCUGCCUCUGAAGCAAGUGCGGCAAAAGUUCACCUCCAUGGACAUGUCCAUCAAAGAGAACCUGCGGGAAGUCAUUGAGGAGUCUUCCAAUAAAUACGGAAUGAAAGACAUCCGCAUACAGACAUUCGGUGUCCACUUUGGCUUCAAGAACCGUUUCCUGGCUAGCGACAUGGUGCACGCUACCACAGCUCUACUUGAGAGCACAGAGAAAGACGAGAACGAGACUGACAACUUCAUCAAGGCUCUGGACUCUCUUUCAAGGAGCAACCUGGAACGUCUCCACUCAGGCAUGGACCUGGCUAAAAAGAAGCUGAUUGCAAUCCAGCAGACCGUUGCCAGCUGCAUCUGCACCAACCUCAUCUUGUCCCAGGGGCCGUUCCUUUACUGCUACCUCAUGGAGGGGACCCCCGAUGUCAAGCUCUUUUCAAAGCCCAUGGCCUUGACUCUGCUCUCUAAGUACCUUCUAAGAGCCUUCAUCCAAUCAACAAGGAAUAAGCGGUGCAGGCUGCUUCCUCUCAUCAUGGCUGCUCCCAAAGAUGUCGAGAAAGGGACCGUCCUUGUCGUGGGAAUCCCACCCGAGUCUGAAACCUCUGACAAAAAGAAUUUCUUCGGCAGAGCGUUUGAGAAAGCUGCAGAGAGCACCAGCUCCAGAACUCUACAUGACCACUUUGACACAUCCAUUAUAGAACUGAAGACAGAAGACCGCAGCAAGUUCCUGGACGCGCUCAUAACCCUUCUGUCCUGAGUGAGGCACGUCUAAUCGAAAUGAAUGCGAAUGUGACUGAGUUACAGUACAUGAAUGAUGUUCCCUUCUGAGAGCAUCACUCGUGUGAGUAUGAUAUCCAUGUUUUGUUUUAGUUCUUGUUUUUAAUCAAUUUCAGUGUAUAUUGUACAGUGGGUUGUAAAUGUGUUCGUGUUUUAAAAUUCUGUUGUUUUAUUCAUGUCUGUGUCUCAGACUUUUAUGAUGUGUAAUAAUUUGCGCAUAUUAAUAAACCACAAGGUCGUAAGUAAUGAAGU
Molecule: messenger RNA, 2188 nt
Organism: Hippocampus comes (tiger tail seahorse)
Lineage: Eukaryota; Metazoa; Chordata; Actinopteri; Syngnathiformes; Syngnathidae
Gene: cdc45
Product: CDC45 cell division cycle 45 homolog (S. cerevisiae)
Exons: 18
Coding region: 204-1916 (570 amino acids)
Biological process (GO): mitotic DNA replication preinitiation complex assembly; DNA replication initiation; double-strand break repair via break-induced replication
Cellular component (GO): DNA replication preinitiation complex
Molecular function (GO): single-stranded DNA binding; chromatin binding; DNA replication origin binding
Source: RefSeq, a predicted model, not a curated record